AUGGCUGCGGUGUUGAUGGCAACAUGGGAGGCUCUAUCAAGUACAAUGGUUUCAGCCUUGGUCAGUGGGGGCCCGGUCUCAUUAUUUUAUGGUUUUAUUGUGGCCUUCAUUGGUGCUGUAGCAACUGCUGCAUCGCUGGGUGAAAUGACCUCAAUGUACCCUACCGCUGGUGGACAAUACCAUUUCGUCGCAAAGCUUGCUCCGAAGAAAUGGCAGUACAUUCUCAGUUGGCUCACGGGAUGGAUAGGAACCUUUGGCUGGGUUGCCUUCACAGCCAGUGCACCCUUCCUGGCCGCAACAAUGGUCCAAGGCCUCAUCACGCUCAACUCCGAAUCAUAUGUCUUCCAACGAUGGCACGGAACGAUGAUAUACUGGGCACUAUUACUGGGGUCAGGCGUGAUGAACGUAUGGGGAACUCGUCUGAUGGCUUUGAUUGAAGAUGCCUCUCUCAUUAUACAUAUUGUUGCAUUCAUCGUGGUCUUCGUGGUCAUGUGGGUGUGUGCUCCGGUCAGACACUCAGCCAGCUUUGUGUUUACAUUGUUCCAAAACAACUCGGGCUGGUCCAGUGAUGGUGUUUCUUGGAGUAUUGGAAUGCUUUCAAGCUGUUAUGUUUUAGCCGGAUAUGAUGGUGCAAUUCAUCUCUGUGAAGAAAUGCUGAACCCAGCGGUUUCUGUUCCAUGGUGUAUGCUUGGAUCUCUUGUUAUCAAUGGUGUUAUGGGAUUUGCAUUUUUGCUGGCAAUUCUCUUUUGUAUGGGGGAUAUGGCGACCGCGCUCAACUCUACUACGGGGUUUCCGAUCAUUGAGAUCUUCAACAGUGUUACUGGUAGCCCAGCUGCUGCGACUGCUAUGACUUGCACCCUCAUUGUGAUAGCUUCUCUGGCCACUAUUCCGCUGAUGGCAUCGACAGCGCGUAUGCUCUGGUGCUUGGCUCGUGAUAAAGCCUUUCCCUUAUCAAAUCUGCUUUCAAGGGUUAGCAAAAAAGAUCGGGUUCCCAUCUGGUCGGUAGUAACCGUCUUUGUAUUCCUUUUUAUUCUUGGCUUUGUCAACAUUGGCUCGACCACGGCAUUCAACGCAAUCCUUUCUCUCGCAGUCUUCGGACUUCAUGUUUCAUACAUGCUGCCAGUUAUUUUUAUGUUUUGGCGUCGUUUGUGUACACCAGAGAUCUUGACCUAUGGGCCAUGGAAGCUUGGAGGCUUCGGUGUGCCGGUCAACAUCAUCUCCCUGGUAUAUUUGGGGUUCACGUGUAUAUUCAUGUUGUUCCCUUCGUACCAGCCCGUCACACCUGUGAAUAUGAACUAUGCAUCACUGAUUUUUGGUGUGGUUCUCAUCUUCAGCAUGGUUUACUGGUUUUGGAAAGGCCGAAAAGUUUACGAAGGGCCUGUUAUGGAUGGUUCUGUCCAUUAG
Molecule: messenger RNA, 1404 nt
Organism: Penicillium canescens
Lineage: Eukaryota; Fungi; Ascomycota; Eurotiomycetes; Eurotiales; Aspergillaceae
Product: putative GABA permease
Exons: 7
Coding region: 1-1404 (467 amino acids)
Biological process (GO): transmembrane transport
Cellular component (GO): membrane
Molecular function (GO): transmembrane transporter activity
Source: RefSeq, a predicted model, not a curated record